Messenger RNA from Caenorhabditis remanei, 450 nucleotides. RefSeq lists its product as uncharacterized. The transcript is spliced from 7 exons. NCBI's taxonomy places the organism in Eukaryota, Metazoa, Nematoda, Chromadorea, Rhabditida, Rhabditidae. The coding region runs from base 1 to 450 and encodes 149 amino acids. The record is from RefSeq and is a predicted model, not a curated record.
AUGAUUCGCCACAUGUUGGAAAGUAAUCAUCAAAUCGAAUCGGAUUCUCGACUCUCAGGUGGCCCAGUGUGGAGCGCACUCAUAACAAUUAAUUCAAAAAACCCAAAAAAAAAAAUUCCGGCCAAUGCUCCCGGGAACUCUCCUCUCGAAAAUAUAAUCGAGAUAAUUGUCAAUGUGCUCGUUUUUCCUAAGGGAGUCCAACAAGACGGAAAACGUUCUAUUAUUGACCAAAAACAACAAAAAAAAAAAGCUACAACAAUGCAAAGUCGCCCUCCUCCCACCAGAAAUACAUCGGUGAACACCUUGUCCUUUUCGGUAUGGGACACAUGUCGUCUCAUUAAUAACUGGAGAAACAACACUUCUCUUCUAUUGGUCUCAAUUCAACACCUGAUAACAUUCAAUUCAAUAAUGAAGACUCAAAUACCGACAGCAGAUGGAAUAGCAAUGUGA